This is a messenger RNA of Trichomonas vaginalis G3, 234 nucleotides long. RefSeq names its product EF-hand domain-containing protein. The coding region runs from base 1 to 234 and encodes 77 amino acids. NCBI's taxonomy places the organism in Eukaryota, Parabasalia, Trichomonadida, Trichomonadidae. Gene Ontology annotation, molecular function: calcium ion binding. The record is from RefSeq and is a predicted model, not a curated record. The transcript has a single exon.
AUGGAAACAAGAAACCAAAAAGCCAUUACAGAAGUUUUCAACCAAUACGAUACUGAUAAAAAUGGAAAGCUUGACCGCCAGCAAUUAAAGGAUUGCAUUAAAGACUUAAAUGGCAGAGAAUUAGACGAUACAGAAUUAAAUCAGAUCUUCUCAUUAAUGAACGGCGAAAAGGACGGUUUUGUCCACCUUUCUGAGUUCGUUAAGGUUAUGGAACAGUUCUUCAAAUUCUGCUAA